UCUCAAGAGAUCGCGAGAAUUUUAAACUAGAAGUAGAAAAAAAUCGCAAUUCUUUUUUGUAAUGAAAUGUGUUCAAUGAAUAAGUGAAGCUUGUUUUUUUUCCCAAUCGCACUAGUGAACUAAAUGUCUUUUAUGUAUUAAAAAAAACUACUGGUAAGCACUUGAGUAAAAGUUAAUACUAAACGACGUGUAAACACAUACACGGCACGCGUGCACGCGCCUAUUCGCCGUGCGCGCGUGCCGUUGAGCUUGAGAAAGCGUGGACGUCACAUCGUCCUCCUCACAUCACUCCUUCCAUCUCUAGAUCGACUCUCCUUUUUCUCCCUCCUGACACUUUUCCUCCACUUUCGGCUCACGCGAUUACUUUUUUGAAACAACUCGAAGCAACUUGUUUGGAUCCAGCCACUUUCCUUCCCGAUGUAGGACCGCGCGCGGCGCUCCCGGCGACCGAGGAGCGGACUUCUCGUGCCGGAGGCGGAGAGAUGCCCCGGGUGGGAUGUGCUCCAGCCGCAAAAUCCUGUGGAGCCUUCUCCUCCUGUCCGUGGUGGAGGUGGGCCUGGGCGUGGCGAGCAUCGUCCUCGGAGCCGUGGGCAUCAGCUGGGCUCGGGGGGAGCACAAGCCGCGGCAAGGCGACGCUUCGCCCGUGUGGAGCGGACUCUGUUUUCUGCUCUGCGGGAUGUGCGGAGUGUUGUGCGCUCGAAAGAGAACCGGCCUUACUAUGAUUUUGUUCUCGGCGUGCUGCAUCUGCGGUCUGAUUGGCGGCAUCCUCAACUUCCAGUUUGUCCGUGCGCUCACAAAACGACCAGAUUCCAUGCAAUCCAUCCACUUUGCUGCCAUGACUCUGGCCUGUCUGGGGAUCUCCUCAUGUACAUUAUCCACUUGGCUCACCUGUCGUCUGGCCAGUUCCGAGCAACAGAGGAUGUUCUUGGAGAGGGAGCACUCCUUGCACCAUUCACACGAGAUGACAGAGAAGGACAUCUUGGACAACUCCAGUCACGGUAUACCUCAGCUCUCCUACAACGGACACACCAGUGCAUCACCAUGAUGACAACUUGAAUCAUUUGCUGUCAAUACAUAAAGCGUGGCUGUACUGCAGGCGCAAAAAUGCUUUGACGUAUAACAAUAUCAAUCACAGGAGGGGGACUCUGUGCAGACAGUGAAGUGAGAUUUUUAUUUCUUAUUAUUAUUAGGAUGGAUGGAGUGCAUUGGACCUAACCAAAGAGGAUGAAUUGACAUUUUAGUGUCAAAUAACCACUUGAUGUCAUCAAAACUUUAAAUGAAUGAGCAGAAUGGAAAAUAUUUUCUUUCUCUACUGCCUCAAAAUCAGUUAGUCAGGCUUUACCUCAGUGUGGGUUUUAAUUCAACAUUUUCUAAUCUGCUUAUCCUCGCAAGGGUUGCGGGUGUGCUGUAGCCUAACCCAGCUAGGGUGUUCAAUUAACCUGUCAUGCAUGUUUUUUUUGGAAUGUGGGAGGAAAAAGGAGUACCCGGAAAUAAUUCAUGAAGGCACGGAGGGAGCAUGCAAACUCCACACAGGGAGGCCAGAGCUGGAAUCGAACCCUGCACUGCUGCACUGUGAGUGAGACAUGCUCACCAGUCGUCCACCGUACUGCCCUAUUAAUUGGAACAAAAUAGUUAUAAUUUUGCCUAUCUGUAAAACUUUGCUACAUUCUACUAUUUGGCAGUACAAGUUCAUCUCAGUAAACUAGAAUAUAGUGGGGGAACGUUCUUUAGUUCAGAAGCUCACUUCAAAAAGAGUAUUUGGAUUGACUUGAUGAUUUUUUCUAUAUUUUCUUAGAGCUCCUAAAACUAACCUUUUGAAAAAUCUAUUCUAAUUCAUUCAUAUGUAUCAGUGUCAGUCACACCUACCAGUAACAACAUGACCUUAUUAUUAAAUGAAGACCUGUCUGGCAAUGUCAAGAGGGCAAUAGUAUCCUAAAGGCAAAAAUAUAGCUAUGGGUUGGGAUGGAUAUAGUUAAGCUUGUGCAAAUGUACCUCGUAACAUUACUGUCAGGAAUGUAGUACAUACUGUACAUAUUUUUAUAAAUACUUUUAACUAUGGGUAAGUCAAUAAAAGUCUAAUACAACAUU
This is a messenger RNA of Hippocampus zosterae (dwarf seahorse), 2088 nucleotides long. Its product is annotated as transmembrane protein 196. The record is from RefSeq and is a predicted model, not a curated record. Lineage: Eukaryota; Metazoa; Chordata; Actinopteri; Syngnathiformes; Syngnathidae. Bases 497 to 1045 code for a protein of 182 amino acids. The transcript is spliced from 5 exons.